UACCUAUUAGACGGUUCUACUCAGUCGUUAAGGAGGAGGCGUCAAUUAGUAAAAUCACGUCGACUCGUGUCUGGUUAUUUUUUCCGGAAGGGGAUUUAUAAUGCAUGCUUAAACCCGCUUGUAAACUUGAGUCGUAAUUGCGACCUUACGAUUCGCUGAACUGUCACGCCCCUAACGAAUUUUUAAUGCACCCAAAAUCGUUUAUAAACAAAGACUCCCCGCCAGUUCCAAUUGCAGGUUUAGUGUUCAUUAGGAUAUGCAGGCGCUUUUUUAACGCGAUUAUGACGUCGCAGGGUUGGAUAGCCGAGGGUUGCGAGGAGGGCUGCGUCACGUGCGAGGUCCGCACUCCGCAACACCACGCAUGCGAGACCGCGGGGCGCCGCCAGCGCCUGCGCGAUCCGCCGGCAGUCAGUCCACCGCCGGCCGCCGCGCGCCCCGCCUGUGCCCCGCGCGCCGCGAGUGCUUCAAGUGAUGUCGCUCUGUGACUAGUGCCAUGCUCGUGCUCCGCUGUGCCCUGCUGGCGGCACUGCUCGCCGCCGCCGCCGCCGCCUGGCAGGAGAACGUGCGCCCGAAAGUCUUCGCCCAACUAGGCGUGGACGACACACACAAGUUUUUGGGCAACGAAACACACACAGACUACUUCAGAUUAUUACUAAGAGACGGCAACUAUCUGCUCGUCGGAGGAAGAAAUGUGGUGUACAACCUCAGUUUGACAGACUUGACAGAACAGCGUCGGCUGGUCUGGUACUCGCCGGAGAAUGACGUCAAAAUGUGUGUCGUCAAGGGAAAGGACGAGGAGAGUUGUCAAAACUAUAUCCGCGUGCUCGUGUCCCUGGGUACGGGCCGGCUCCUGGUGUGCGGAACCAACAGCUUUCGGCCCUUCUGCCGCGAGUACGGCGUCCAGCGCGACUCCUACCACAUGGAGAAGGAGAAAUCCGGCCAGGCCGUCUGCCCGUACGAUCCGGAGCACAACUCCACGGCUGUGUGGGCUGAUGGAGAGCUAUACUCUGGCACAGUGGCAGACUUCAGUGGCAUGGAGCCAAUCAUUUAUCGGGAGCCUUUACAAACAGAAUCAUAUAACUCGCUAACUUUAAAUGCUCCUGACUUCGUGAAUUCAUUAGUACAUGGGAACUUCGUGUAUUUCUUCUUCAGAGAAACAGCUGUUGAAUAUAUCAACUGCGGAAAGUCGGUGUUUUCCCGCGUGGCCCGGGUGUGCCGCGACGACCGCGGCGGCCCGCACCGCUUCAAGCAGCGAUGGACGUCUUUCCUCAAGUCCCGGCUCAACUGCUCUGUAGCCGGUGACUUCCCAUUCUACUUCAAUGAGAUUCAAUCAACGACAGAGUUAAUAGAAGGCGUUUACGGUGGUUUAAGCGCCCAACUCAUCUACGGCACUUUCACGACGCCACCUAACAGUAUAUCGGGAAGCGCCGUUUGUGCCUUCAGCAUGCAAGACAUCGCUGACACGUUCGAGGGCACCUUUAAAGAACAGAGUGCUAUUAACUCCAAUUGGCUGCCCGUCAAUGGUGCAAAGGUACCCGAGCCAAGACCAGGAACCUGCCAGAACGAUUCGCGGCAGUUGCCAGACCAGACGCUAGAAUUCAUCAAAACGCACGCACUGAUGGAUGAAGCGGUACCCGCGUUCUUUGGGGAGCCUAUCGUCAUAAGAACCAGUUUUCACUAUCGGUUUACGCAGAUCGCUGUAGACCCACAAGUGAAAACGCCAGGAGGAAAAUCCUACGAUGUACUGUUUAUAGGAACAGACAAUGGCAAGAUUAUAAAAGCCAUCAACGCCGCGUCGUACGACUCCAACAAGCGCGCGGUGCCGGUGGUGAUCGAGGAGCUGCAGGCCUUCGCGGCCGGCUCGCCCGUGCGCGCGCUGCGCGUGGCGCGCGCCGGCCGCGACGCGGCCAGGCUCAUCGCCGUGUCGGACCGCGAGGUGCUCAGCCUGCGGCUCCAUAGGUGCUCCAGUGACAAGAUCAGCUCUUGCUCUGAAUGCGUGGCACUCCAAGAUCCCUACUGCGCCUGGGACAAGCAGGCGGGACGGUGUCGUGCCAACUCUCAUGGUGUUAGUCGGUGGCUAGACGAGAAUUCUUUCUACCAAAGCGUCAGCACUGGCAGCCACGCCGCUUGUCCGCACAGUGGCAAAGAUGCCAGUGCAGUAGGAGGUCUGAGUUCCGGUCUCUACGACGAUGCUAGAGGCGAAACCAAAGGCGAGGUCAUCAACAUUGUACAAGACAAAGAGGGGAAAGGAAAUAACAAUAACGAAGGUCCUGAAGUCCUCGCCGCUGACCCGCCUCCCGCGGCCUACUCCGUGGAGACACUGGCGCUGGCCGUGGCCGCCGGAGCCCUGGCCGCGCUGGGCGCCGGCUUCGCGGCCGGCUACAUCUGCGGCCGCCGCUGCAAGAAGGACGAGGACGACAACAUGCCGUACCCCGACACCGAGUACGAGUACUUCGAGCAGAGGCAGAAUAUUAAUAGGAUCCAAGCCGAACCCAAGCUCCUCCAACAAGUGGAAGAAGUGACAUACGCGGAGCCAGUGCUAGCGCCGCAGCCGAAGCCGGCGUCGCCGCGCGCCACGCUGCGCAAACACCCGCCGUACCAUCCACACCACGAGACGCUCUUCCAGUUCCAACCGGACGCCUACCGACGUGACAACUUCGGCACGCUGCGAUCGCAUCAGGUCAAUGGCGACGGCUACCGGCGCGGCAACGACAACGGCUUCUCGACCACGCGCUCCGUGAAGAAGGUGUACCUCUGAGAAACGAGCGGGGCGGACGCGCGCGACCAGAUGCACCAUCACAAGCAUAAUACGCACCACCACCAUACGUUGGUGUCGCAGCGCAGCAGCGGGUCCGGGUCGGCGACCGGCAGCGGCGGCGGCUCGAGCUCGUCGCCGUCGCCGCCGUCGUCGUCGCCGUCGCCGUCGGGCGAGCGGCCGCCCACGCCGCCGCCGCCCGCGCCGCAGCCCUGCGCCUACAUCUACCGCAACUAGCGCGCCGCCUCGCCGCCACGCCCGCCCCCGCCGGGCCCUACAGUCCACCUAAAGUGAAGUGAGAACGUUCCCGACUCUAAUUGUUAGACCUCUUUUGUUAUCGCUGAAGUGAAAGCGCCGCCCGGUGACGGACUUUUCUUCCGGAUUAAAUACGUACUGGUGAUGACCCACAUUCUAAAGUUUCGAUCGGAAGUGUGACAAAAAUAAUGUAUUUUUUUUAAGACGGGAUUAUCGAUUGGUAAAAUUAAGAUGAGUAAUGUAACAAAUUGUAGAUUCUCUAGUUAUAGUUUACUAAUAAUUUAGGCGAAGAUAUAAGUUUUUGUUGAUAAUGUUGAUGACUAGUUAAUGUGAAAUUGUGCGUGUCAUUGCAGAUUUUGGUUUACUUUAAGUCUGUAUAAUGGGCAACAAAAAUAUCUAGUCUACCACCUACUCAAAUAUCUUGAUACGGAUUUUAUUGUCAGUGAAAUUGAGACGAUGCCAAGAUUUUUUGUAAUAAUUAACAGCGUAGAUAUUUCUGCUGCAACUAAAGACGUAUCUGUUGGACAAGUUUCUGUCAGUAGCUUAAAAAAAUAUGCAAUGAUUCCGCAAGUCGCUUUUUACGUAACUACGUAUUUGUAGCGGUACGUCAAUAAGUAUAGGGAGGGCGUUGUCUCAUUCUGGAGUUCUAGCGAUACUACUAGAGUAAACGAUGAUUAUAACGUAUAGUUGAAACACAAAAUAUGAUAUAAAUUAUAUUACCGUGUAUAAACGAUAUGUAAAGUUCUGAAACUUAUUCAUUCAUUAAAGUGCUUCUUAUGGGUGUAUUUAGAUGAUUAUUGGAUCGUUUUGAUAAUUAAAUAUUCGAUAAUGUUAUAGAUUUAGUGAUGUAUACAUAGGUACCUACAUAGCGUUAAGGGGCACAGUGCUGCCGCAUGCCAAUUUAGAUUGUUGGUGCGUCGAAGUAAGUUACAUCCUGUAACUGUGAUCAUUCUGUACAUACAUUCUGUUACCACUUCUCAAUUUGUAGUCUACGGAUCGUGUGUACAUUUAAAUUUCCAGAAAAGUGGGCCAAACUAUUAAGCAUUCUUGACAAUUUCUUGCUGCUAAAUUAAACCACCGAAGGGCUGAACAGACAGAGUAACAACUGAGACAGCUUCAUACAACCGUAGGUACAUAUGCGCUACGUGGUCACUGACAAUGACUGCUUGUCGAAGAUUUGUCUUGGAAACGCUUGUAUGGCGAGAGUAGUAUGUACCUAAUGUGAACUCUCAGUACUCCGUUGGUUUACUCCUCUGUGCGAAUACUUAGGUACGAUGUUUGAAAACGCUUAAUAUUAACGUUUUCGCGUACAGUCGACGUCAAAGAUAUGUUACAUUUUUUGCCUUAUUACAAAGGAGUAAGGUGUAAAAUUGUAAACAUCCUUAACGUCGACUGUACCAUAUUGGAACCCGCAUUAGUGUUCAGAUCAUCUUCGCUCAUUGUUGACAAUUGAAUGUAUGUAAAAAAAUGUCAAUUCUAUUUGUAAUGACUUAGUGCCUAAGUAUGUGGCAGGAUUGUAAUUGAUAUUACAUGACUCAGAUUUCCUUUGAACUGAUGUUAGAAUGAGAUAGACGCAUUAGAGUAGCGGUUACAAUAGAAGGUUGAGGCGUGGAGACCGCAGUGUUACGUAGAUAUUUUUAUACGCCAUAAAUAAUUAUAGAGGCAUUCUCAAGAUGGCCUUGUUCAUACCUACUCAUGAAUAUCCGCAUUUGGACUUAAUAAUUUGACAUUUUCUAUAUAUAAGCAGAGACAAGUAAACAGUAAGGCAUGGUAGUCUGCAUACAAAGUUGCGUUCCUCCAAAACAAAGUUUCAUUUGAUACCGUCCGUACACUGUAAGAGUCUCUUGCCAUAUAUUUUGUUGUCCCCAUAUAUGAUACUGUUAUUACACCACUUAAUACUCCUUAAAUUAAAUAAGUUUCAUAAGAUAGCGUUCUAACAUUCCUAGAUGACAUCCUUAAUAUACUGAGAUUUCUUAUAGUGGCGCCAUCUAGUGUAACUCUGAAGAAAUCGCAACUUUGUGUUGAGAUUAGCAUUCUUUAUGUUUACUUGUCUGUGAUGUGAAACGUUUGAGUAUUCCACUUGGCGCUUGCAACGACAGUUCAUUGAGAAUAUUGAGAUCUCUAAACAUUUUUUAGGGAAAUCGUUACGAGAAACAAGUAGACUACACUCUUUAUUAUACCAAAGAUGCCAUGAGUUGUAUUAUACGUAGAAUAGUGGUUUAUUUAUACUAAUGUAACCAACAUUACAUUCAAUUACUGAUAACGUUGAUUUGUGCUGUCUAGGGAAAUGGGGCCUUAACGCAACUUGCGAGAAACUUACCACAAAGUGCACUAUGGUCCCUUUCUCCAGAGUAUGACACGUUUACAUAUUUUGUAAAUGUACUGCCGAUUAGUGUCAACUAUGAAUUCAUAUAUAAUUAUUUAAGUUUAGUUUACCAAAGUCAACGCACAGUUAGAUUUAUUGUUAAUUUAACAUGUGUUAAGUGAAUAGAUGCUUUACACUGCCAGUCUUGUUUGUUUAUGUUUACGGACUUUGGAAAUGGUAACCUGUAGCGAAAGUACACAAACUAACGACAAAAUAGCGCUACACAUCCCUAUUUUAUUAAGCUACAAAUUUCCAUUUUUCAACUUCAUACUGGCAACACUUGUCAAUUCGCAUUUCGAUUGGUCAUGCGUGUGUCAAUCAUACGAAUGUUGCCAGUUUAGAGUUAUAAAGUUGCUAAUGGUUUUCUUGUAUUAAUACCAUUUAUUUAGACAUCGAAGCAAUUAAUUGUUAUUCUGGCUAUCAUUUUUACAGUCCGUAUACCUACUCUGUAUUUCGAAACCCAUACGUAAGCGAGGCUAGUACAUGUAUAUAGCGAGUUCUGUAAUUUAAAUUAGUUUUCGUCGAGUAAAUAAAAUAAGCGUUAGGGUUUAAGUGCAAGAAAAUUUUUGAAGGCGAGUUGUUAAGAAUUGUUUUUGUAUAACUUAAAAAAUAUUGAUGAAAUGUACAAUAACCAUUUCUACGUUUAAAUUACUGAACCACCUUUUUAUACUCGUAACAUUAAUUGUAAUCAUAAACAUGCCUAGAAAGUCUUUUGUAAUAAGCGUAAAUUAUUGAUUUAUAAUAUAUUGAGAAUUAUAUUAGAGCGUAUGAUAUCGUAGGUUAUAAUAGGCCGCUUAAUUCUGUUUGAGACUCGAAAGCCUUAGUGUUAGAAAUUGAAGACUUUUAUUAAAAUAAAGGACUAACUGUAAUUACAGAUGAUUGAAUUGAAAGGAUACCUAUCCACUACUUUUAUUAAAGUAUAAUGUUAAGGUAUAGUGCGAUAUGUCACGAUCACAAUACUCGAGUAUCCAUCACAUAGCUACCUAAGCGUAGUUUGUAAAUACAUUAUGCCGCAAGUUGAGUUCAAUCUACCACAUGGAGAUUUCAACGCCUGUAUUGUAAUGUCCCUAUGGUUUAACACCGUGACAUUUUUGGAGAUAUGCCUAUGUAUUUUAUCUAUCAUUCAAAUCAUUUAUUAAAAUACAAUAAAAGCUUGCAUCGCUGUAAUACAAGUAGAUUAUAUUUGCGGGUACAUAAUCGCUUACAUUAUAUCUUCCUUUUUUUGUUAUUGUUCAAUGGAACAAUUUUACAAAUUAAUAAUUAAAUAUUUCCGCUACCUCUUGAAAAAUGUCACGGUCCAUUCGAUUUUCAAAUAUUUCUAACCCAUAUCCACCCCUUUGAACCAUAGACUAAUUAGACAGCAUCUUCAUAAAUUAACUCUUCGUUUUAUGUUCGUAAAUCAAGGACCACGAUGGGACAAAUUGAUGGGAGAGCAGUUAAUGGGAAGUGCCUAUUUAAAUCACUCAUGUGUAGUAUUUUAUGGCUUACCUACUCCCGAGAACCCGGCUUCGUACGCUUCCUUAGCGUGCCUUUAGUACCUUGUUACCGGCCAUUAGAAAUAUACAUGAUUGAAACUGGAACGGACGUUUACAUAAUAAGGGAUCUGCGAAAAACUUACACCAUGGCGUCAAGUUAAAACUGAAAAAAAGUAUAAGGCAUAAACCACGAUGUUCAGUUUAGCGGGUUUUCCCCGGAAAUACGGCCGUUCCGUUUCACUCCACAUAGCCCCGGUACAGAUAGCUCCGUUUCUAUUCAAUAAAAUAGUUUGGAAAUACACAUUAUACUUACCUACCACCUAAUUCAACAUUCAAUAAGUUAAAUUCUCAUCAACUUUUAUAAGAAAUCUCAAAUUGUUAACCGCAUUGAUUUGCUUUUUAGACACUCCAUAGAUUUAAGUAGGAGUUUUGUAAUAUAAUGAUAAUGCAAAAACGCAAAUGCAGUGAUAUUAAGAAAUGUUACACCGUAUUCGCUGCCCGUAUUUAUAGAGUGCAAUUUUUUUAUAACUAGAAAGAAAUAGAUUGAGAAAUGAUGACUUGUAAAACAUAAAAUGGUGAAGUUUCAGGAAAUAAUUUUAUAUGUUACAAGCAUCACUUCAAAUGUUAUGAUCAUUUUCUCAUUAAAAUAUUAUUAAUAUGCUAAAUAUUUUAGCAAAGAAUAAAAUGUAUUCCUUUUCUUUAGUAAAUAAAAUAUUGAAACUUGAAA
Messenger RNA from Cydia splendana, 7577 nucleotides. RefSeq names its product semaphorin-1A (gene Sema1a). The coding region runs from base 494 to 2758 and encodes 754 amino acids. Gene Ontology annotation, biological process: negative chemotaxis; positive regulation of cell migration; negative regulation of axon extension involved in axon guidance. The transcript is spliced from 17 exons. NCBI's taxonomy places the organism in Eukaryota, Metazoa, Arthropoda, Insecta, Lepidoptera, Tortricidae. The record is from RefSeq and is a predicted model, not a curated record. Gene Ontology annotation, molecular function: chemorepellent activity; semaphorin receptor binding.